CCCCUGUCCUCCUCUCUUAGAUCCAGGAGAUGGUCCACUCGGAGGUGGCUGCCUACGACUCAGGUCGGCCCGGGGCCCUGCUGGGCCGCCCGGCAAUGCUGGCCAGCCACAUGAGUGCCCUCAGCCAGUCCCAGCUCAUCUCGCAGAUGGGCAUCCGGAGCGGCAUCACCCACAGCUCCCCAUCACCCCCAGGGAGCAAGUCAGCGACCCCCUCUCCCUCCAGCUCCACUCAGGAGGAGGAGUCAGAGGCGCAUUUCAAGAUCUCGGGAGAAAAGAGACCUUCAGCUGACCCAGGAAAAAAGGCCAAGAACCCAAAGAAGAAGAAAAAGAAGGACCCCAAUGAGCCGCAGAAGCCCGUGUCGGCCUACGCACUCUUCUUCAGAGACACUCAGGCUGCCAUCAAGGGACAGAACCCCAGUGCCACUUUCGGUGAUGUGUCCAAAAUCGUGGCCUCUAUGUGGGACAGCCUGGGAGAGGAGCAGAAGCAGGCCUACAAGAGAAAGACGGAAGCAGCAAAGAAGGAAUAUCUGAAGGCUCUGGCAGCCUACCGGGCUAGCCUCGUCUCCAAGAGCUCCCCGGACCAAAGUGAGACCAAGAGCAGUCAGCCAAACCCACCAGCCAAAAUGCUGCCACCCAAGCAACCCAUGUAUGCCAUGCCAGGCCUGGCCUCCUUCCUUACACCAUCAGACCUGCAGGCCUUCCGCAGCGGGGCCUCCCCGGCCAGCCUCGCCCGGACCCUGGGCUCCAAGUCUCUGCUGCCAGGCCUCAGUGCAUCCCCACCGCCACCACCCUCCUUCCCGCUCAGCCCCCCACUGCACCAGCAGCUGUCACUGCCCCCUCACGCCCAGGGCGCCCUCCUCAGUCCACCUGUUAGCAUGUCCCCAGCCCCCCAGCCCCCUGUCCUGCCCACCCCCAUGGCACUCCAGGUGCAGCUGGCGAUGAGCCCCUCACCUCCCGGGCCACAGGACUUCCCACACCUCUCUGAGUUCCCCAGCAGCUCGGGCUCCUGCUCCCCCGGCCCAUCCAACCCCACCAGCAGCGGGGACUGGGACAGCAGCUACCCCAGCGGGGAGUGCGGCAUCAGCACCUGCAGCCUGCUGCCCAGAGACAAAUCGCUCUACCUCACCUAAUCCCGCCUUCCCCUCAUCCCCGAGGCUCGCUGGAAGGCACUGCUCGGAGCCUGAAGGGCUGACAGCAGAAACGAGGCCCUGGCCAGAGGCAGGGUGGCCCAUCGGAGAGAUCCCAUUGCCCAGGGGCUGAGUCUCUUCCUCGACCUCCCACCAGACUCUGCAGAGACAGCCCCACUGCCCGCCGCCAGCCCAAAGAACCUGCAGGAACCUUCUGCCUGCUGACCUGCUUGCUCCAGGGUAACCGUGGACCCUGUCCUCGCCCUGCGCACGGUACCCUAUGUCUGGAUGCCUGGCCCCAGCUCCAGCUCACGGGGACUGCCCCUGGCGGAGUCGCUUACCAACGGACACCCUCCCCCGAUGCUUGGGCCGGGGGGCGGCCCCCAUCAUAGACGUGCACAUCGGCUUUCCAGUGUGAACAAAUGACGAAACCUGUGAACUCUUGGUUCCGUGUAAGUAGUUGACUACGUGUUUUAGAACUGUGCUGAAGACAUCUGUAAGAUUAUCUUGUGGGGGGGGAAAAAGUAGUUUCCUUUAAGGUAAAAAGCAUUUUAUAUGGCCCUUAGCACAUUUUUAAGUUUCAUCUUAAGGGAGACGUGCACAAAAGCGGCCGCCAACCUGUGUGGCCAUCCUCAGCAAGGACCGGAUGAUCGCGAGCCCCCACCCCCGCACUGCUCUCCUUUCAAACAUGUAUUCAUGUAUUUUAAAUUGCCAGCGACGACUUGUCUAUUUAUGAAGAAACCCUGAGAACAGAAUUGCAGCUUCUCCUACCGUGUGCGUGGUUUUGGGGUUUGGUUUGGGUUCUUGACGUUGUUUGCAGCUGUUUUCUGGCCCUGGCGAGUGUCUGUCUUGGUGCCCAGUGCUUCUCUCAAAUCUCUUUAUAAUAAAACUUCUGAAAAGCUGAAAA
Molecule: messenger RNA, 2034 nt
Organism: Cebus imitator (Panamanian white-faced capuchin)
Lineage: Eukaryota; Metazoa; Chordata; Mammalia; Primates; Cebidae
Gene: TOX2
Product: TOX high mobility group box family member 2
Exons: 6
Coding region: 30-1130 (366 amino acids)
Biological process (GO): regulation of transcription by RNA polymerase II
Cellular component (GO): nucleus
Molecular function (GO): chromatin DNA binding
Source: RefSeq, a predicted model, not a curated record